GGCGGGGGGGGGGCGGUGUUGUCGGGAGCGCGCGCGGUACCGGCGUUCCCGGCGCUGUUACACGGGCCGCGAUCCCGGAGCCCCGGCCGGCCCAGCGCCUGGACCCUAACACCUUGGAAUUGCCCCUUUCCACGUGAAGCUCAGCCAUGACAGACCAAGAGUUCAUUCUCUGCAAGUGGAAGAGGCGUUUGUGGCCGGCCAAGGUUUUGUGCAAACCUGGAGCUGCUGGGAGCAGUCCCGAGGCCGCCACGAAAAGGAUGGGAUUUAAAGCUGAAAUCCUUGGCUUGGAGAAGCAGGUCAGUGUGAGCUCUGCAAACGCUGUUCCCCUCACGGAGGAGCGGAUCAAGGCCAUCGCCUCCACCCUGGAGCAAAAGAAAAGCAUGAGUGAGGCCGUGGAGGAGCUGCAAUAUCGCUGUUCCCUUAAAAUUGCCCUGGAUAUUCUCCAUCAGACUGACUCAGGCAGUCAAAUCCCCCUUGCAGAAGGACCAAAUCCCGAAUUUUCCCGGCAGGAAUCUGCCCCACCCACCCCCUCCCGCAGCUUCUUCUUGCGCUCUCGCUUCAAAAAGCCGGAACCCGAGGCUGCUAAGGGGAAAAGAAAACCCCAGAAUAACUGUGGGAUGAGGGAUGAUCCCAAAGCGCGGAGCCAGGGAGGUUCUGUGGCUCCAGAGGGGAGCGGAAAAGCACCUGGGGGUGGCACAAACCCUUCCAGAGCGCCUGGGGGUGGCACAAACCCUUCCAGAGCGCCUGGGGGUGGCACAAACCCUUCCAGAGCGCCUGGGGGUGGCACAAACCCUUCCAGAGCACCUGGGGGUGGCACAAACCCUGCCAGGUGCGGUGCCAGGGACUCGUGCAGUCACAACUGCGAGAAGCCGGAAGCAAAAUCGUCACCCAGACAGAGGAAAAUCCAGCCCAGAACGGGGAAUGGAGCCUCCUGUAAGCCGAAGGCUGGAAGAAGUCAGCAAGGAGGGAGAAGAGGAUGUAGGGAUGAUUCCCCCCGGGAUCAAGCACGGGUGGCUCCUGAGGAGGGGUCUCCACCUGUCCCCUCUAAAUCUGGCACCGUGGAACCUUCCAGAAAGGCAGGAACUCAGCCUGGGAGAACAUUCCUGGAUUCCUCCUGUGAAGCUGCCUCGGAUGAGUUGGAGAAGAGCAUCAGCAGUGAGAGUGAGAGCCUGGCAAAGCAGCUGGAUGGGAGGAGAGAGGCUGAGGGUGGAAAGCACCUGGAUGGGGGAGGUGCGGCCUCAGGCGCAGACAGGAAAUGCAGGAACCACCCUGGAUCCUCACCUGGGCCUUCUGGUGCCUUCCCUCAGCCUCAGGAGGAGGAAAACCAGGAUCCCUCACACCUGGCUGGGAAUAAAGGCCCUGACUCCGAGGAAGAUGAAGGGCUGGAACCCUCUGGGAUGUCUUCCAGGAGAGUUUCCUCGGAGAGCCUCCCUCCGCUCUCCCCUCUGGCCGAUGAAGAGGAGGAAAAUUUCCCGAGCGUUCUGUCCCAUCGAGAACCCAAAUUCUUCGAGGAAGGGAUGUUGGUGUGGUGCAAGCUGCGGCGGUAUCCGUACUGGCCAGCUGUGGUGAAAGCAGUGAAGAGGAAGCACCGGAGGGCCUGUGUGCUCUUCAUAGACGGCACCACAAAUGAGAAGAAAAAAGGUUUCUCAGUGUCCCUGAAGAGCCUGAAGCACUUUGACUGCGAGGAGAAGCAGGAGCUCAUUGAACGAGCCAAGGAGAACUAUUCCAGGGAAAUCGAGUGGUGCCUCCAGCUGAUCCUGGACUAUCGGAUCCGAGUGGGUUGUCAUUCUUUCACCGGGUCCUUCCUGGAGUAUUUUGCUGCUGAUAUCAGCUACCCAGUGAGGAAAGAGGGAUACCAGAGUGUGGUGCAGAUGGCAUUCCCAAACACAGAGGAGGCAGGGGCUGGAGAGUCUUCCUCAGACACCUCUCCCCAAAAACCUCCGAGGAAGCUCCUCCCGGACAGGACCAGAGCUGCCAGGGACAGGGAGAACAAGAAGCUGGUGGAGUUCAUAGUGAAGAGCAAAGGGGCUGAGGAACAUCUCCUGGGGAUCUUGAAAAGCGGCAAAGAAUCCCGCUGGCUGAAGAAGUUCCUGAAUUCCAGCCGGUACAUGACCUGCGUGGAGACGUACUUGGAGGACGAGGAGCAGCUGGACCUGGUGGUGGGGUACCUGAAGGAGGUGUACAGGGAGAUGGACACCAAGAACCUGCACCAGAUCCUGGGGGACGGCAUCAGGUUCAUCUCAGAUGUGCUUUUACCUGAGGCCAUCAUCUGUGCCAUUGCUGCCGUGGAUGACAUCGAUUAUGAGAAGGCAGAAGAGAAGUACAUUAAAGGACCACCUGUGAGCAAAAGAGAGAGAGAGUUGUUUGAUGAGCAAGUCCUGGGAAGCAAAAAGCUCAAGACGGAGCCGGAGCCUGCGGAGAGCUGAGGAGCGGCCGGGGCUGCCCUGGGGCCAGGUGUAAAUAACCCGUGGUGAUUUGUAUAAAACGUGGCAUUCUUUGUAAAGUCUGUGCGUGUAUUCCCAAAUAUUCUGCUCCCAGCCCCAGCUGGCUCUCAGCCUUUGCUGCUUCCCGUGGCCUCGCCACGUUCGGGAUCCGCCGGAUCCUCGUCCAUCCGUGCCCUGCUGGGGGGCUGCCGGAGACCCCCAGUGCUGUGCAGAGCUUCUGCUGCUCCACCGACUCCCACGUGGAUUCUUUCAGCCAAACACGCAGCUUGGGAGGGGAUCUUGUCCCGGUUUGUGGCCUCGCUGCUCCUGGGAAAACCAGGGGGGUUCCGGGCAGGAAACGCUCCCAGGGGUUUUCACCUUCCUGCCUCAAGGAUCUCCAAGGGUGGGAAAUCAGAUUGGUGACCUGGAUCACAAAGAUCUGGGGUUUUGUUUUGUUAUGACAAGUAAAAUUCCAUGGAGAAGGAAUCCAGGUCUGCUUAAACACAAACAUUCCCUUUUCCUCUAACAGUGAACCAGUGGAAUGCUGGUUUAUUGCCUCUUUGUGAAUUUUGGGAGGCUUUCAAUUGUCUUUUUCUCAUCUGAAUUCCCAAUUUAAUCCUGCCCAGCUGUCUGCCCACCUUUGCUGGAGCUGUGGCACGUGGAAGCAGUGUCACCAAGAACUAAUUAAUGAUGAAUAAUGAUAAAUGAUACAUAAAACCCCCUGAUUAGGGUUUCUCUCUGAUAAUGAAAAGUGAUCUCCUUGCUUGUCCAGUAAAACCCAAGAUGAUUUGAAAUGAAGAAGUUGAAAUUGGGAUCCAGAUGUCUAUCCUGGCUGCAGUAAUUAUCUGAAUAUAUUUUAAUUACACUUUUAAUUGCUCUGCGCUCUCUAAUGAAUUUCACCAUGGAAUCCUUAUUCCCGUUAUCUCAAGUACCUCAAUUACAGGGACAGGCCAGGAAGUGAGGGUUUUAUUAAAACCUGUGAGGAGGGAUAAUGAGUUUUGUGAGAUAGGAUAAAAAAUUAACGAUGGACUUCACUCAGAGCAGUGAGUGGCACUUUCCCUUUGGAGAUGGGAGGUUGGGGAGGGACUUCCUGCACUUCCUGCCCCUCAUCCCAGUGCUCUGGAGAUGGGGAUCAACUUCCCCCUCCUUUACUUUAACCCUGUGUUCCCUUCUCCAUCAAAACUCCCCAAGUGCUGUUAAGAUCCUGCUCCACACCCGUGCACAGGGGCAGAACCACCUCACCUCACCUCACCUCCCCGGCAGCUGUGGAAUCCUGGGGCGGUUCGGGGUGGAAGGGACCUGAAACCCAUCCAUGGGAGCAUCCAGGAACCCCUCCCAGUGUCCCUGGGUGCUCCAAGCCCCUCCAGCCUGGCCCUGGACACUUCCAGGGAUAAUCCUGACCUUGUCCCACCCCCUUCCAGUGCUGCCCCACCGGUCACUCGCUGGUCCUGGGCACCGGGCUCAGCCUCACCUUGUAUGAAUUGUGUGGACUUAAUAAAUCAAAAAUAAAUCAUCAAAAUACGCUGCUUUUGUUUAAUUAUUUUAAUCUGUGGUGGGUGGUGCUUCCACCUCAGUUUUGCAGCAGGUGGAGAUUGUUUCUGUAUAUCAGAUAAAGCUGUAAUAUCCUGUCUCUGUCUCAGUUUCAUGUUUAUUAAUCGCUGGGAAAUAAACUCGCUUGGUUUUU
This is a messenger RNA of Hirundo rustica (Barn swallow), 4107 nucleotides long. RefSeq names its product PWWP domain containing 3A, DNA repair factor (gene PWWP3A). The record is from RefSeq and is a predicted model, not a curated record. Lineage: Eukaryota; Metazoa; Chordata; Aves; Passeriformes; Hirundinidae. The transcript is spliced from 15 exons. The coding region runs from base 147 to 2426 and encodes 759 amino acids.